Messenger RNA from Cannabis sativa, 2119 nucleotides. Its product is annotated as histone acetyltransferase of the MYST family 2. The transcript has 11 exons. The coding region runs from base 441 to 1769 and encodes 442 amino acids. The record is from RefSeq and is a predicted model, not a curated record. NCBI's taxonomy places the organism in Eukaryota, Viridiplantae, Streptophyta, Magnoliopsida, Rosales, Cannabaceae. Gene Ontology annotation, biological process: regulation of DNA-templated transcription. Gene Ontology annotation, molecular function: histone acetyltransferase activity.
AUUAGAAAGAUUUUAUUGAAAAAAAAAACUCAUUCAUUUUUGUUCCAUUUGUGACAUUUUAGUAUGAAAUCUUAAAUUUCCCUUACUAAGAUAACCCUAUUUCUUUCUCUCUCUUCCGCCCGUUAUCUCCUUCUCAACCGCUUCUUCUUCUCCGUUCACCACCGCCGGCCAUUUACGGUCCAAACCAAUCCUUGUUCAGAACACAAUCUGAAACCCGGCUUCCUUCUUCCUCGCGUUUUUCUCUCGCCCGACACCACGACCCAGGCGGUUAGAGGCCAAGAAGAUCUGUGAGCCGUGAGUUCGGAGUUUGCUGGAAACUUAGAGAUUCGACAUUCUAACGGGUUCGAUUGGGCCAUUGAUCAGAUCAGAUUCAGACCCUCGGAUAGAGAAAUUGCUCACUCAACACUCAAGUUCAACAUUUGAUAAUUUAGAUUACAACGAUGGGUUCCUUAGAUCCACCAAAAGCGGAGAGCAGUUACUCUAAUGCCGCCGGUAAGUCGGACGCCAUCCACAAAUCCACAGGUGAUGAUGGUGAUCCGCCUGUUCAUAAGGAAAUGACGAUGGAGUACGACUCCUUGAAAAAGCGCAAGACCAGCAUGCUUCCCCUGGAGGUCGGCACAAACGUCAUGUGCCGUUGGAGGGACAAUAAGUACCAUCCUGUAAAGGUCAUUGAACGUCGGAAACUUCCUUACACGGCUCCCAACGAUUAUGAGUAUUACGUCCAUUACACUGAAUUUAAUAGGAGGCUUGAUGAAUGGGUGAAGCUUGAACAACUAGAUCUAGACUCAGUACAAGCUGUUGUAGAUGAGAAAGUAGAGGACAAGGUUACAAGCUUGAAAAUGACACGUCAUCAAAAGAGAAAGAUCGACGAGACACAUAUAGAGGGUGGACAUGAGGAGCUUGAUGCAGCCAGCUUACGUGAACAUGAAGAAUUCACAAAAGUGAAAAAUAUAGCAACUAUUGAACUUGGAAGAUAUGAGAUUGAGACAUGGUACUUCUCCCCUUUUCCACCAGAAUACAAUGAUUGUUUGAAGUUGUAUUUUUGUGAGUUUUGCCUCAAUUUCAUGAAGCGCAAAGAGCAGCUUCAAAGGCAUAUGAGGAAAUGUGAUCUCAAGCAUCCCCCUGGUGAUGAGAUUUAUCGAAGUGGUACACUCUCAAUGUUUGAGGUUGAUGGCAAGAAGAACAAAGUUUAUGGGCAGAACCUUUGUUAUUUGGCAAAACUGUUUCUUGAUCACAAGACCCUUUACUAUGAUGUUGACCUCUUUCUCUUUUAUGUUUUAUGUGAAUGUGAUGAUCGGGGAUGUCACAUGGUUGGAUAUUUUUCCAAGGAGAAGCAUUCUGAGGAGUCCUAUAAUUUGGCAUGCAUUCUUACGCUUCCACCUUAUCAAAGGAAAGGCUAUGGAAAGUUUUUGAUUGCCUUCUCAUAUGAACUUUCCAAGAAAGAAGGUAAAGUUGGCACACCUGAAAGACCCCUCUCUGAUUUAGGUCUUUUGAGCUACAGAGGAUACUGGACUAGGGUACUUUUAGACAUUUUGAAAAAACACAAGGCCAAUAUUUCUAUCAAGGAGCUGAGUGACAUGACAGCCAUUAAGGCAGAUGACAUAUUAACAACACUACAAGGCUUAGAAUUGAUCCAGUACAGAAAGGGGCAGCAUGUAAUCUGUGCAGAUCCAAAGGUUUUGGAUCGUCAUCUAAAAGCAGCGGGUCGUGGGGGUCUUGAGGUUGAUGUUAGCAAGCUGAUUUGGACCCCAUACAAAGAGCAAGGUUGACUGACUUCUCUUCUCAUCCACAGAUUAAAAAAUGACAGUUAGUUGAGUGAUCACUUCUUCUGCUUGUAUAAUCUAAACCAACACCUCCAGACUAUAUAUGAACUUAGCAACAUAAAAUCUAACCGACAUCUCCAGACUAUAUGUGGUCCAUUGUUUCUUACUCCUAGGGUCUUAAUUAAUCUUAACAUCACCAUUUGUGUCUGAUUUGUUCUGGUAUGUUUGGUUAUCGUGGACCUCAACAGUCAGAAUCCUUUGCUACUGUUUGUACAAGGUCUGUAAGAAAAGUGUGUGUGUGUGUGUGUAUGUACAUAGCAUUUGCAACUAUUAUGAAUAUGACUAUUAUGGCACCA